Molecule: messenger RNA, 300 nt
Organism: Cercopithifilaria johnstoni
Lineage: Eukaryota; Metazoa; Nematoda; Chromadorea; Rhabditida; Onchocercidae
Source: the annotation of a GenBank genome assembly
CCAUUGAAAACUACUACACAAGGUGUCACAGGUAGUGGUGAAACUGAAAUUACAACAACUAAGAUUCCGAAGACGACUAAAAUUAAAACGACUACAAGUAGUUCUAAAACAGUAUCGGAAUCUUCUGAUGUGAAAUGUGUGGAACCUGACGGUUUGUUUUCGCACCCAAGCGAUUGUCAUUUAUUCCUUCAUUGCGUGGGUAACCGUCCAUAUGUGAAGCAAUGUCCGCAGAACACCUUCUUUAAUAAUAAUAUCAAAGUUUGCGAUCAUAUGGCAAAUGCACCGGAUACAUGCAAAUGA